UAAUAAGACAGCAUUGGUGUGUGAAAAUAAAAAAGUUUAUUUUAUGACUUGUGAAAUAAAAAUGUUUUGGUCACAAGCCCUGGCACUAGGUAUUGGAACAAGUAUGGGUUUAACAGGAAAUGCUAUUUCAAUUGUCGUUUGGAAACGUGUUCUAAAAUCUUCCGAUUUAAAUGAGUCACUUACAAAUUGGUUGAUCACUUCUGCAGUAUGCAACAUUGGGUUAUUGCUGUCUUUUUUGUUAAAAUCUGCAAUAAGAUCGACUAACUUAAUACAUAAGGAUACUCCUUUUACUGCUGCAAUAUUCUCAUGGUGUGGAUACCCUUUUUUCUCCUUUUUUGUGGUGGCUAGUGUGUGGUUAUCGAUUGGAGUCACAAUCAAAGCCUUUCUUCUGCGAAUUUCACCUGUUAAUAUUGAUGCAAGAAACAGAACGAAGAAAGUUAUAGCUAUGCUUUUGUUAUUUUCAUUAUUGGUUAAUGUACCAAGCUUCUUUGUUUACCAUUCAAAAGAGAAAGAAGGAAUGCAUGUGCUUGCCUUGACUACGUAUGGCGAAUCUCAAAAUUCAAUUCAGUACAAAGACUGGUUUUGCUAUAUUUGUGUUAUCUGGCCUCCUUGGAUAGCAUUGGUGUUCAUUGUAGUUUUCAUUUUGAACUUACUCAACAGAAAACCUAUCACAAGUAAAUGUCAGAAAGGACCACUUUCUCUGGAUUCCAAUGAUCGUCCAUUGUGUUGUGUUGAUAGUCUAUUGUCACCUACUUCAACACCUCUGAUCACAUUACUUAUAUGGCAAGGUAUUAUGUACGGUUGGUGGAUUUUCAAAGGGAAGAUAGAAGUUCAGAAAGAAGCACACUUUAAGCUCGACUUGACAGCAUUUAUAACAUACGGUGUCAUCAGUCAUUCAGCCACCAAUUGGUUGUGUUAUUUCGUAACUAGUAAUCUCUUUGAGAAAGAGGUUAGGACAAUCUUUCGCCUGAAGUGAAAGGAGUGGCUAUUAUUGCACUGUUAACUGUUCUAUUAAUCGUGGUUAAUACUGCUUAUGUUGGCCGAUAA
This is a messenger RNA of Hydractinia symbiolongicarpus, 1047 nucleotides long. RefSeq lists its product as uncharacterized. The transcript has 3 exons. Lineage: Eukaryota; Metazoa; Cnidaria; Hydrozoa; Anthoathecata; Hydractiniidae. Bases 44 to 976 code for a protein of 310 amino acids. The record is from RefSeq and is a predicted model, not a curated record.